Messenger RNA from Vanessa atalanta (red admiral), 897 nucleotides. It is a transcript of the gene Tim23, whose product is annotated as mitochondrial import inner membrane translocase subunit Tim23. Gene Ontology annotation, biological process: protein import into mitochondrial matrix. Bases 101 to 682 code for a protein of 193 amino acids. Lineage: Eukaryota; Metazoa; Arthropoda; Insecta; Lepidoptera; Nymphalidae. Gene Ontology annotation, molecular function: transmembrane protein transporter activity. Gene Ontology annotation, cellular component: mitochondrial inner membrane; TIM23 mitochondrial import inner membrane translocase complex. The record is from RefSeq and is a predicted model, not a curated record. The transcript has 3 exons.
UCGUAUGACAUUUCGAAUUUGACCCUUGUAAAUUUACUGCGUGAUUGCAGGAUUACGAAUAUUAGUUUUAGUAUAGCCAAUUUAGUGUACAGAAACGAAAAUGUCGUUAUUUAGUGAUAUAAUACCGAUAAAUAAAAAUGAAGAGAAGAAAUCGACCAGCGCAAACCUUUCGCCCUAUCUUAACUUCGACCCGCACUAUAUACCGAAAAUGCAACCAGAAUUCUUAUACCCUGAUGAGAGCCACAUGGCUUCGACUGCGAGACGAUCGAAUGUCGCUUUACCCAUUAUCGGAAUGUCAUUUAUGUCAGGCUCAGGUUUAGGGGGUAUGGCUGGUCUCUACAAGGGAUUAAGAGCAACAACUCUGGCAGGACAAACGGGAAAAGUUCGCAGGACACAAUUAAUUAACUAUGUAAUGAAACAAGGCACAACAACAGGUUGUACUUUAGGUAUCUUAGCUUCAUUUUAUUCAAGUAUUGCCCUUGGAGUUACUUGGCUCCGCGAUAAAGAAGAUACCGCCAACACAUUCAUUGCUGCAACGGCUACUGGAAUUCUCUACAAAAGCACAGCUGGUCUCCGCUCAAUGGGCUUAGGAGCGGCUGCCGGAAUAACCUUAGCAGGACUAUAUACCCUAAUAACCGAUAAUGAUAAUAUAUGGAGUAAAGCAAGAUAUAUCAGAAUGUGAAACCGCCUGUUAGUCAUGUAAAUAAUAGAUUUAAUUGUUACGUUACAUCGUCAGCACCUAAGAAUCUUUCAAGUGUAUGUAGGAUUUAUUUAAACCAUGUCCUGUUCACUUGUCUAGUCUAGUGCAUCUGGAAUGUUAUCCUGACCGGUUCUGAGUCCUAUAUCGAGUCAGGAGUCAAUCCAAGCCAUUAAUAAAUAAAAGAAUUUGUUUGAAAA